AUGGCGCUUAAGCUUGAUACGAGUAAGGCCUAUGACUGGGUUGAAUGGUCUUUCUUGAAGGCUAUUAUGUUGAGAAUGGGCUUUUCUGAUGGUUGGAUCUGGUUGAUAUUGGAGUGUGUGGGUUUGGUUAGCUAUAACGUGGUUCAUGGUGGAGAGUGUAUGGUUCAUAUCACUCCCUCAAGAGGGAUUAGACAAGGUGAUCCUUUAUCUCCUUACUUAUUUAUUAUCUGCGCUGAUGGGUUUUCAGGACUUAUUAAAAAGUUUGAAGCUAUGCAUUGGUUACAAGGGUCCAAAGUAGCUCGUGGUGCCCUUGUGGUGUUGUACAUGCUUUUCGCAGAUGGCAGCUACUUAUAUUGUAGGGCUAUUGAAGAAGAAGCUAAUAAGGUGAUUGAAUUAUUAGAAAAGUUUGAACUUGCUUCAGAGCAGAAGUUUAAUCUAAACAAGUCCUUUGUCUUUUUUAGUACCAAUACUGAUCAAAGGACGCAAAUUGUGGUCCUAGACAUAUUAAAUAUGUUAGAGGCAUUAGAGAGGAGCACAUAUUUUGGUCUUCUGAGUAUGCUUGGAAGGAAUAAAAUGGUUGUGCUUGGCCUUAUUAAAGAGAAGGUGCAUAAGAGGCUUCAAGGGUGGGACAAUAAAUUUCUAUCAAGAGCAGGCAAGGAAAUAUUGCUUAAAAUUGUUGCCCAAUCUCUCCCUAUGUAUGCUAUGAGUGUAUUUUUGCUUCCUCUUGAUUUGUGUAAGGAUGUGGAUAGACUAAUGAGUAUAUUCUGGUGGCAUUCUGGGUCGGCUCAAAGGAAAUGUAUUCAUUGGAAAAACUGGGAUAAAUUGUGCUUGCAUAAAAGUAAAGGUGGGCUAGGCUUUCGUAACCCCAGAGACUUCAAUUUGGCAAUGUUAGGAAAGCAAGGGUGGAGAUUUCUUUCUAACAAUACCUCUUUGAGAGUGGUCAAGUUAGGAGCAAGGUGGAGAGUGGGGUUUGGAUCUUCUAUUGAUAUUUUGGGGCAACCUUGGCUUCCACACAUGGAAAAUCCUUUUAUUACUACCCCUAAUGGGGAUCUUCAUGGUUUCAAAGUCAAUAGUUUGUUUAAAGUAGAUGCAGUUGAGUGGGAUGAGGAUAUUGUGGAAGACAUGUUUGUUCAAAGGGAUAAAUACUCAUUUAUAGUAUUCCCAUUGAUUCUCAUGGGGAAUCUGACUCUUGGUAUUGGUGUAAGGAGUCCUCUAGAAUUUAUUUGGAACGAGUUAAUUUGGAACAACAAAAGUUCAUUUAUAGAGCUAGUGGUUCAAUCGGCAGUUAUGUACCUAGAACAAUGGGAUAACGCUCAAGAGAAGGGCAAUGUGACCCUUGAUUAUUCAGUGGCUUCUUCGGCUGGAUUUAAUGAGCAUUGGACUAAACCAGAUGUUGGUGUUGUUAAGGUUAACUAUGAUGCUGCUAUCUUCGCCCUUGAGAAUAAGUUUGGAAUUGGGUGGCUUGCUAGGAAUCAUGAUGGUGAUCUGAUUGAAGUUGUGUCGUUGAAUAGAUUAGGGAUUCUUGAACCUCUGCUAGCGGAGGCUAUAGGAAUGAAGGAGGUCCUAAGUUGGUUGAAGAGGAAGAGAAAUGAAGACAACUCUCCCUCCAGUCUUUGGACACAAAAUAUUUUUGUUGAAACAGAUUGUCUAGUGUUAAUGAAUGCUCUUUGUCAAUCAGCUCAUUUGAUAUCUCCUUUAGGGCUUGUUAUUUCUAGUUGUAAAAGAUUGCUCAAUGAUCUUUGUAAUGUUUCAAUUUCUUUUGUCAAGUAG
Molecule: messenger RNA, 1770 nt
Organism: Humulus lupulus (European hop)
Lineage: Eukaryota; Viridiplantae; Streptophyta; Magnoliopsida; Rosales; Cannabaceae
Exons: 3
Coding region: 1-1770 (589 amino acids)
Source: RefSeq, a predicted model, not a curated record